Messenger RNA from Neopelma chrysocephalum (saffron-crested tyrant-manakin), 3255 nucleotides. It is a transcript of the gene CNTN4, whose product is annotated as contactin 4. Gene Ontology annotation, molecular function: cell-cell adhesion mediator activity. The transcript has 22 exons. Gene Ontology annotation, biological process: cell-cell adhesion; brain development. The record is from RefSeq and is a predicted model, not a curated record. NCBI's taxonomy places the organism in Eukaryota, Metazoa, Chordata, Aves, Passeriformes, Pipridae. Bases 106 to 3255 code for a protein of 1049 amino acids.
AGCUUCUCAGACUUUUCCCCUACUAAAGGUGGCCUAAAAUUUCCCAGGAGCCCCAUUCUCUGCUGGAAUUAGUGGACUGGUCCCCUCUGAGCUGGGCAGCUGAAGAUGAGGUUGCUGUGGGAGCUGCUGGUGCUGCAGUCGGUCAUGGUGUGCCUGGCAGAUGACAACACACUGCACGGGCCGGUUUUCCUUCAGGAACCCAACAGCCUGAUCUUCCCUUUGGAUUCAGAGGAAAAGGAAGUGGAGCUGAGCUGUGAAGUGAAAGGAAAUCCCAGACCGACCAUUGGGUGGAAGUUAAAUGGGAGCAGCAUUGACGUGGGGAUGGAUUUCCACUACAGGCUGGUGAAAGGCAACCUGCUGAUCAAUAAUCCCAAUAAAACCCAGGAUACUGGAACAUACCAGUGUGUAGCAACAAACCCCUUCGGAACCAUUGUCAGCAGAGAAGCAAAACUCCAGUUUGCCUACCUGGAGAACUUCAAGACCAGGACGAGGAGCACGGUGUCUGUGCGCCAGGGCCAGGGCAUGGUGCUGCUGUGUGGGCCCCCACCCCACUCGGGAGAGCUCACCUACGCUUGGAUCUUCAACGAGUACCCGACGUUCGUGCACCAGGACAGCCGGCGCUUCGUGUCGCAGGAGACGGGCAACCUCUACAUCGCCAAGGUGGAGGCCUCGGACGUGGGCAACUACACCUGUGUGGUGACCAACACCGUGACCAACAGCAAGGUCCUGGGCCCCCCCACCCCCCUCAUCCUCAGGAACGACGGGGUGAUGGGAGAGUAUGAGCCGAAAAUAGAAGUGCAGUUCCCAGAAACGGUUCCAUCUGCAAAAGGAACAACGGUGAAACUGGAGUGCUUUGCCUUGGGGAACCCAGUUCCUACAAUCAGCUGGAGGAGAGCAGAUGGGAAACAGAUCCCCAGGAAGGCCAGGAGGCACAGGUCGAGCGGACUCCUGGAAAUCCCAAAUUUCCAGCAGGAAGACGCCGGACUCUACGAAUGUGUGGCUGAAAACGUGAGAGGGAAGAACGUGGCACGAGGACAGCUGACAUUUUAUGCUCAGCCCAGCUGGAUCCAGGAGAUCAGUGAUGUCCACGCGGCCAUAGAGGAACGUGUGUCCUGGGAAUGCCGGGCCGGAGGGAGACCCAAGCCCUCGUACCGCUGGCUGAAGGAUGGGGAGCCUCUGCUGGCCCAGGGCAGAGUUCAGCUGGAGCAGGGCUCCCUCACCAUCACCAACGUCAGCCUGUCGGAUGCUGGGAUGUAUCAGUGUGUGGCAGAGAACAGACAUGGCACCAUUUUCACCAGUGCAGAGCUCAGUGUCAUAGCCAUCGGCCCAGACUUCUCCAAAACACUCCUGAAAAAGUUAACUCUCGUGAAAGUGGGUGGUGAAGUCAUCAUUGAGUGUAAGCCCAAAGCUUCCCCCAGACCUACUUAUUCUUGGAAGAAAGGAAAAGACAUCCUGAGAGAAAAUGAGAGGAUCACCGUCCUGGAUGACGGGAGCCUCCGGAUCGUCAACGUCACCAAAUCCGACGCGGGAAGUUACACCUGCGUGGCCACCAACCACUUUGGGACGGCGAGCAGCACGGGCAGCCUGCUGGUGAAAGAUCCAACCCGGGUCAUGGUGUCACCUUUCAGCAUGGAUGUCACGGUUGGGGAGAGCAUCGUCCUGCCCUGCCAGGUCUCUCAUGACCACUCCCUGGAUAUCAUGUUCACCUGGUCAUUCAAUGGGCACCUGAUAGACUUUGAGAAGGAUGGGGAUCACUUUGAAAGAGUGGGAGGGCAGGAUUCAGCUGGUGAUUUGAUGAUCAGGAGCAUCCAGCUGAAGCACGCGGGGAAAUACGUCUGCAUGGUGCAAACAAGUGUGGACAAGCUCUCGGCUGCUGCAGACCUGAUUGUAAGAGGUCCCCCCGGCCCCCCCGAGGCCGUGACGAUCGACGAGGUGACGGACACCACGGCCCAGCUGUCCUGGAGGCCGGGGGCUGACAACCACAGCCCCAUCACCAUGUACGUGGUGCAAGCAAGGACCCCCUUCUCUGUGGGCUGGCAGGCAGUGAGCACAGUUCCAGAGGUCAUCGAUGGCAGGACGUUCACAGCCACAGUGGUGGGGCUGAACCCUUGGGUGGAGUACGAAUUCCGAGUGGUGGCUGCCAACCUGAUCGGGAUCGGGGAACCCAGCAGACCCUCAGAGAAGAGAAGAACUGAAGAAGCUCUUCCUGAAGUGACCCCAGCUAAUGUCAGUGGAGGUGGAGGGAGCAAGUCCGAGCUGGUCAUUACCUGGGAGACGGUGCCCGAGGAGCUGCAGAACGGGGGUGGCUUUGGCUACGUGGUGGCGUUCCGGCCCUUCGGCACCGUCAGCUGGAUGCAGACGGUCGUGGCCUCCCCGGAUGCCUCCAGAUACGUGUUCAGGAACGAGACCCUGCCGCCCUUCUCGCCCUACGAGGUCAAGGUCGGGGUGUACAACAACAAGGGCGAAGGGUCCUUCAGCCCCGUCACCGUUGUCUACUCCGCAGAGGAAGAGCCAACGAGAGCCCCGACCACUGUUUUGGCCAGAAGUCUUUCCGCCUCAGACGUUGAAGUUUCGUGGGCUCCCCCUUGGGAGAACCAGCACAAAGGAAGGAUACAGGGAUAUGAGGUCAGGUGCUGGCGACACGACGAGAAGGAAGAAAACGCCAAAAGGAUUCGGACGGUUGGCAACCAAACCUCUACCAGGGUCAGCAACCUGAGGGGCAAUGCCCUGUACCACCUGGCAGUCAGGGCCUACAACACGGCUGGCACCGGCCCCUCCAGCGCCCCCGUCAACGUCACCACCAAAAAGCCACCACCGAGUCAGCCCCCCGGGAACAUCAUGUGGAAUUCAUCCGACUCCAAGAUCAUCCUGAACUGGGACCAGGUCAAAGCACUGGACAACGAGUCAGAAGUGAGAGGCUACAAAGUGUUGUACAGGUGGAACAGGCAGAGCAGCACAUCUGUGAUAGAAACCAACAAAACCUCCGUGGAGCUGUCCCUGCCCCUGGACGAGGAUUAUAUCAUCGAGAUCCGGCCCGUCAGCGACGGCGGCGACGGCAGCAGCAGCGAACAGAUCCGAAUCCCAAAGAUAUCGAGUAAGGACGGGAGGAGUUGGGGUCCAUUCCAUGGGGAGCCAGAGUCCUGCAGGGACCACGGCUGUGUAUCCCAGCAGGGCAGGCUGUACUUCCAUCCCUUUCCCAGGCAGGCAGCUGAAACCCAGAAAGCCAAGGACCAGCGUUCCAGCCCCUGGUUCUGA